This is a messenger RNA of Funneliformis geosporum, 870 nucleotides long. NCBI's taxonomy places the organism in Eukaryota, Fungi, Glomeromycota, Glomeromycetes, Glomerales, Glomeraceae. The record is from the annotation of a GenBank genome assembly.
AUGUCCCCAACGGUGGUGCUAAGGUUUGGCAAUGGUUUAAGAAUUAGUUAUGGCAAGUACGAUUCUAUAUUGUGUAGUGUUAGUCAAAAUGAUGUUUAUGGGCAACCAGUCAUAACAACCAUAGGCGAUUACAAGAUUCAAGAAUGGGAAAUUUUUAGAGUCUCUAGGUUCGAUAAUCCGAUUCCAUAUCGCAUGUAUUCACCUGUUACUCAAUCAUUAAUUGACGACGAAUUUGUAGCGUUGAUUGCGUCAUGGAUUGAUGGUAAAGAUAUGGAAGACCCAUAUACUGAAUUUGACAUGCCAUUUGAAUUUAAACUUUUAUUUAGCAUGAAAGAACGUUCAAUUUCUGCUCACGAUAAAUAUUAUAAUCAGUCAGCGUACAAACUAUUACCCACGAUGAAAUGUCACCAUGGUCCUUCACUAAUGAUGAUGCGGAUUGAAGGUUCUGGACAAAUAAUUGGUGCCUAUAAUCCUCUCAAUUGGAAACGAGAUGUACGAAAUUGUAAGGAAAAAUAUGUUCACACGUCAGAAAGUUUUAUUUUCUCAAGUAAAGAUGAAUAUGGAACGGACCCUCGAUUCAGUCGAGUUAAAGAUUCUGAUAAAGCAAUUUCUCAAGUAAAAGUAUAUCCCAGCGGUAUUCUGUUGAAAUUUGGUGAGGAUUUGGGUUUUAUUUAUGAACAUGGAAAUUUACAUACCGAUGAACCAGAUUAUGGAUUUGAAGACGAUGUUAUAUUUCCUUAUGUCUUAUGUUACGUCAAAGAAAAUGGAUUUUAUGAACAACCAACUAUUUUACCUGAAGGCAGGUAUAGGAUUGAUCAAUGGGAAGUAUUUAGGGUAAUUAGAACAGAAAACCCAUUUACCAAUUAUUAG